ACAGGGAGCAGUUAAGCUUCUAUUUCAAACCUAAUCCUGCAGGGGUCUAUAAAUCUAUAUAUCUCUGUGCCCUCUUAAGCAGGUUUAUGGCUGUCCCACCGGUUCACCAAAAAACUGUGUGGAAAAAAGAGCAUACCCUAAACACUGGGUGUGAGCCUCUCUCUUUCCACACUCUGUUGAUGAGUGUUUCAAUAACCCAUGUGAAGAACAGCUUCCAUGAGACAAUCCAAAUGCCCUCCAUUCCUCAGCCCAGAAUAGCCUGUUGCCUGAUGGUUAUGACACGCUCCAGCAAGAUGAAAGAUAGGGAUUCAAGGAGCACAAAUAGGAAAAGAAAGCAAAAAUGGGCCUUCUCCAUACCUGGUAGCUGUUGCAGGGGGAGCAGGACAACAACCACCUCUUUGAAGAAAAGCAGUUACGUCCAUUUUUUUUCUCCCUCAAGAAAGGACUCCAGGAGUUUAUGCAGGAUGGUGCCUGUUUGGGGCAUGGUGUGAGAUGCAGAUGUCUCAGGGAUGUUAAGGCUGCUGUGAAUCCAUUUUAGAGGCACCUCCAUUAUUCUCCAUUCAUGCUACUCAAGCUAGCUACUGUGAAUUAGCCGAAAAGCAACUAAGUGCCUAAAGACUGUUACAGAGCUGGCCCUACCAUUUUUAUUCCAUUACUGCUUUAUUUCAUACCAUGUCUCUAACAGUGACCAACAGGAGAUAUUUUGGUGGAAUAUAUCCUGCCUUCUUCCCCCUACCAUGGUGAUGGUCCAUCAGCCUGCGAUUCACUUUCUCCUUCUGUGAGCUCUCUCUGCUGUUGAUCACGAGGUAUUGCAGUGCUCGUGUCACCCAGCGCACUCACCAGUGGCCUUGUUUAAAAACCAGUAGAAAGUCAUAAUGAUUAACGUUGUGGAGAUUAAAGUCCCUUUUUAGAUCAUGGCCUGAUAGGCAGCCGCUGUCACAGUGCCUGCUUUGCAAAGUCCACCGGUGUGCCAGAGGGGUGAUGUGGAGCUGCUGUGGUUUGUGGCAGUGUUAGCCCUCUGAAACUUUCCGUGGUGAGUGGAAAGCAUUGCAGAAAGCAGAAAUAUGGCAACAAAGGAAAAGCUUCAGUGCUUGAAAGAUUUCCACAAGGACAUCCUCAAACCUUCCCCUGGCAAGAGCCCGGGGACACGGCCUGAGGAUGAGGCUGAGGGAAAGCCACCCCAGCGGGAGAAGUGGGCGAGCAAGAUCGACUUCCUGCUGUCCGUGGCGGGGGGAUUCAUUGGUUUAGGCAACGUCUGGCGGUUCCCGUAUCUCUGCUACAAAAACGGCGGAGGUGCAUUUCUUAUACCUUAUUUCAUUUUCCUGUUUGGGGGAGGUCUUCCCGUGUUUUUCCUGGAGGUGGUGCUAGGACAGUAUACCUCCGAAGGUGGAAUUACAUGCUGGGAAAAGAUCUGCCCUAUUUUCACUGGAAUUGGUUAUGCUUCCAUAGUGAUUGUGUCCCUUCUGAAUGUGUACUACAUUGUGAUCCUGGCCUGGGGACUCUACUACCUGUUCCAGUCGUUCCAGAGCGUCCUGCCAUGGGCACACUGCCACCAGAAGUGGAACACGCCGACCUGUGUGGAAGACACUCUCAGGAAGAACAAAACACUCUGGAUAUCACUGAAUGCCACUAACUUCACCUCUCCUGUCACAGAAUUUUGGGAGCGCAAUGUGCUGAGCUUGUCCUCGGGCAUUGAAGAUAUUGGUAUUAUCAAGUGGGAUCUAGCACUGUGUCUCCUCCUCGUCUGGGUGAUAUGUUUCUUCUGCAUUUGGAAAGGAGUCAAAUCCACUGGGAAGGUAGUGUACAUCACUGCCACAUUCCCAUUCAUCAUGCUCCUCGUUCUGCUCAUCCGUGGUGUGACCCUGCCUGGAGCUGCAGAAGGCAUCAAGUUUUAUCUUUACCCUGAUAUCUCACGGUUAGCUGACCCACAGGUCUGGAUAGAUGCAGGGACACAAAUCUUCUUCUCAUAUGCAAUCUGCUUAGGAGCAAUGACUUCCCUGGGGAGCUACAACAAGUACAAAUACAACUGCUAUAGGGACUGUUUGCUGCUGGGAUGCCUGAACAGUGGUACCAGUUUUGUGUCUGGCUUCGCAAUUUUUUCCGUCCUGGGCUUCAUGGCACAAGAGCAAGGGGUGAACAUUGCUGAUGUGGCAGAGUCAGGUCCAGGCCUGGCCUUCAUUGCCUACCCAAAAGCUGUGUCCAUGAUGCCACUGCCCACCUUUUGGGCAAUCCUUUUUUUUAUUAUGCUUCUGUUGCUUGGACUGGAUAGCCAGUUUGUUGAAGUUGAAGGACAGAUCACGUCAUUAGUUGAUCUGCACCCAUCCUUCCUAAGGAAGGGUUACCGACGGGAAAUCUUCAUCGCUAUAGUGUGUUUCCUUAGCUAUCUUCUGGGACUAACUAUGGUGACUGAGGGUGGCAUGUAUGUUUUUCAACUCUUUGACUACUAUGCAGCUAGUGGUGUAUGCCUUUUGUGGGUUGCAUUCUUUGAAUGUAUUGCUGUAGCCUGGGUUUAUGGCGCUGAUAAUAUUUAUGAUGCCAUUGAGGAUAUGAUUGGAUACAGACCUGGUCCCUGGAUGAAGUGGAGCUGGAUUGUGAUCACACCAGUUCUCUGCGUGGGGUGCUUUAUCUUUUCUUUGGCCAAGUAUAAACCACUGACCUACAACAAGGUCUACACAUACCCAGACUGGGCAAUUGGCCUGGGCUGGGUUCUUGCCCUUUCCUCCAUGAUCUGCAUCCCUAUGGUGAUGGUCAUCCGCAUCAUUCGGUCAGAUGGGUCACUCAUUGAGAGGAUAAAGGCAGUGGCUGCCCCCAAGGAGGUGAAUCGGUGGUCCAAAGAAACGGAGAGUGGCACCCCCUUCUGCCCCAAUGGAACUUCGAAUGGCGGAUUGAUCAAGCCAACUCAUAUCAUUGUGGAAACCAUGAUGUGAGCUCUCUCUGUGAGAGGAUAAACCUGCUUUAACUGCCGUUUACUAACCAUAGAUUCUCAUAGGACCAGGUUUACAGAGCUUUAUAUUUGCACUAGGAUUUAUUUUUAUUUCUCACAGAGAAAGUUAUUUUUUGUGUGUGUGUUUUUUUUUUUUAAUAUUUUGUAAGGUAAUCACAGCAGACGUCUCUCUGUAGAGGGAGAGCUUUCAUAUCAGACUAGACAUAUUACAAGAAUUUACUAUUAUUGGGUUUUUUUAAAUAUAUAUAUCUUUAUCUCUAAAUAUUAUACACCUUACCACUUGAAUUGAUUGUCUUACCAGCAAUACAUUCAAGUCUCAGAAAGCAAUUUUAGGUGCUGGUAUGGUUGGGAGCAGGGUAACCUACAGAACACACAAAAGGAGCUCUGUUGAGAGAUA
This is a messenger RNA of Lonchura striata (white-rumped munia), 3341 nucleotides long. NCBI's taxonomy places the organism in Eukaryota, Metazoa, Chordata, Aves, Passeriformes, Estrildidae. The record is from RefSeq and is a predicted model, not a curated record.